CUCACUCUGCCCCUGCCCCGCAAAAUAAGUAAAUCUUAAAAAAAAAAAAAGAAAGAAAAAAUUCCACCUAGAAAGUUCUAUUUUCUUAAAGGUAAAAGCUAAUCCUCCGGGAAAUUUGUUGGUUAGAAGAGCUUAUUGCUUGGAUAAAGGAUAUAAUGUUAAACUGGUUUGUGUUUUUGUUCACAAGACAGUGAAUUUUAAAAUGUUCCAGCUUCUCCUCUUUUUUGGUGAUGCAAGAGCUAAGAAGAAACUUCCCAACUUGCCUGUCUUCUUGGAAAACUCCUCCCCGUGUCCUGAAAUCUUCCCAGUCAGCAGCUCUCCUUGGUAUAACAAACCCCGGGCUGUCCUGUGCCCCCCUCCAGAUGUUUACAGAUGAGGAGAUGAUGAUAAAGAACAUAGUUAACAAAUUUGCCCAGGAACAGGUUGCUCCUCUGGUUUCAACAAUGGAUGAAAAUUCAAAAAUGGACACCUCGAUAAUACAAGGAUUAUUUCAACAAGGGUUGAUGGGUAUUGAAAUUGAAACAAAGUAUGGCGGAACAGGAGCUUCCUUUUUUACGUCUAUCCUAGUGAUAGAGGAAUUAGCCAAAGUUGAUGCCUCUGUGGCUUUGGUAUGUGACAUCCAGAACACAGUAGUUAACAAUCUAAUUAGAAAAUACGGAACAGAAGAACAAAAGGCUACCUAUUUGACCAAGCUUGCGACAGAAAAAGUAGGAAGUAUCUGCCUUUCAGAGGCUGGAGCAGGUAGUGAUUUAUUUGCCUUGAAGACCAGAGCUGAUAAAAAGGGAAGCUAUUAUGUCAUCAAUGGGUCAAAGAUGUGGAUCAGCAACGCAGAAUAUGCAGGGAUCUUCCUGGUGAUGGCGAACGUAAACCCUGACCUUGGGUAUAAAGGAAUUACGUGCUUCCUAGUAGAUCGUGACACUGAAGGCCUUCACAUAGGGAAAGCGGAAAACAAAAUGGGGAUUAGAGCUUCUUCCACCUGCCCAUUAACCUUUGAAAACGUCAAGGUUCCAGAAGCCAAUAUCCUGGGACAAAUUGGACAUGGCUAUAAGUAUGCCAUAGGGAGUCUUAAUGAAGGCAGAAUAGGAAUUGCUGCACAGAUGCUGGGACUCGCUCAAGGGUGCUUUGACUACACUAUUCCCUAUAUGAAAGAAAGGAUGCAGUUUGGCAAAAGAAUAUUUGAUUUUCAGGGGCUCCAACACCAAGUGGCCCACGUUGCCACCCAGCUGGAAGCUGCAAGAUUGCUAACCUACAACACUGCUAGGCUUUUAGAAGCUGGAAAGCCAUUCAUAAAAGAAGCAUCUAUGGCCAAAUACUAUGCCUCAGAGGUUGCAGGCCUCACAACUAGUAAGUGUAUUGAGUGGAUGGGGGGAGUCGGCUACACCAAAGAUUACCCUGUGGAAAAAUACUUCCGAGAUGCAAAAAUUGGUACAAUAUAUGAAGGAGCUUCAAAUAUCCAGCUGAACACCAUUGCAAAGCACAUUGGUGCAGAAUACUGACCUCCGAGGGAAUGGGGCCUCUCCCCCUGGUUGCUGGUAGAAAAUUCUGAACUAUCGUGCCUUGUUGGGGAAUUAAACCUCCACAACAUCAAAGCAUUCUGUUUAAGCCCUUAGUCAUGGUUCUUGGGCUAGACCUUUACUGUUUUAUCUGUUGUUCCAGUCUGCAUCAAAGACGUACGGGGAAUCAUUUUUUGAAUUUGGGAAGAAAUGCAUCCAUAUUUUCUCCAGAACUAUUUUUAGACUUGUGUACGUAUUAAUCAUUCCACCUUUGGGGCAGACAGAAGUUUCACUCUGUCAGCAUUUGGAAAAAUACAUUUGAAGUAUUACUUAACAGACAUGGCUAUUUUAUAUUCCUGUUAAAUCUUUAUUUUUUAAAAUCAUUUGGAGAAGGUUUUGUCACAGUUGGCAGUUCUAUAAUCAAUUCUGAGUUUCUCAACUAGGUAGAAACUGAAAAUGUAUUUAGAAAAAUCUAAAAAAAGUUUAAGUUAAAGAAAAAUCUGAAAGUUCUAGUUCUAAAUAUCUGGAAGUGGGUGGAAAAUAGUGUAUAGUUCUAUAGAUCAUAUGAUUGAAGACAUUAUUUUAACAAAGUAAAGCAAUAUAAUUGUUGCUA
Messenger RNA from Neomonachus schauinslandi (Hawaiian monk seal), 2106 nucleotides. It is a transcript of the gene ACADSB, whose product is annotated as acyl-CoA dehydrogenase short/branched chain. Lineage: Eukaryota; Metazoa; Chordata; Mammalia; Carnivora; Phocidae. Gene Ontology annotation, molecular function: flavin adenine dinucleotide binding; acyl-CoA dehydrogenase activity. Bases 231 to 1496 code for a protein of 421 amino acids. Gene Ontology annotation, cellular component: mitochondrion. The transcript has 11 exons. The record is from RefSeq and is a predicted model, not a curated record.